AUGUUGAAAAGGGAGAGCCAUUUUGGUAAAAUUCUUUUCUUCUUUUUCCUUUCUAUCUUCAAUUGUGUUAAUGGUGCCCACUUUGUGCUCAUUCAUGGUGGCAGCCACGGUGCAUGGUGCUGGUAUAAGGUGGCAACUAUGCUAAAAUCUGCAGGUCAUAAUGUUACAGCCCAUGACUUGGGUGCUUCAGGUAUCAACCCAAAACAAGUGCAAGAGAUUCAUUCAAUUUCAGAAUACUAUGAACCUUUGAUGACAUUUAUGGGAUCUCUUCCCCCAAAAGAGAAGGUGAUUCUUGUGGGUCAUAGUCUUGGUGGGAUUCCAAUGUCUGUUGCUAUGGAGAAGUUCCCUGAGAAAAUUACAGUAGCAGUUUUUGUUACUGCAUUUGUCAUUAGUGAAAACCUCACAUACCCUGCUCUACUUCAAGAGCUAGCUAAAACGGCAGGUUCCUCAAUGGAUACCCAAUUUUUCUUCUUUGAUGGGCCUAAGAAACCUGCAACUGCUAGAUUGGUUGGACCCAAAUUCAUGGCAUCGAAGAUGUAUCAAUUAUCGCCACCUGAGGAUUUGACCCUUGCAUUGUCCUUGGUGAGACCUGUACCUAUUUAUAAUGAUGUUGAACUGUUGUCGAAAGAAACAAAGGUUACCAACAAAAGAAAUGGUAGGGUUCCUAAAGUUUAUAUCAUCAGCAAAAGAGACAAUUUGUUGACAGAAGACAUACAAAUGUGGAUGAUUGAGAGAACUGGUCCAUUUGCUGAGCUGAAAGUGAUAAAAGAUUCUGAUCACAUGGUCGUGUUUUCCCAGCCCAAGAAACUUAGCUCUCAUCUUCUAAAUAUUGCACACAAAUAUUAA
Abrus precatorius (Indian licorice) is the source of this 846-nucleotide messenger RNA. RefSeq names its product salicylic acid-binding protein 2-like. Gene Ontology annotation, molecular function: methyl jasmonate esterase activity; methyl indole-3-acetate esterase activity; methyl salicylate esterase activity. Gene Ontology annotation, biological process: salicylic acid metabolic process; jasmonic acid metabolic process. Bases 1 to 846 code for a protein of 281 amino acids. The transcript is spliced from 3 exons. The record is from RefSeq and is a predicted model, not a curated record. Lineage: Eukaryota; Viridiplantae; Streptophyta; Magnoliopsida; Fabales; Fabaceae.